Spodoptera frugiperda (fall armyworm) is the source of this 1930-nucleotide messenger RNA. Its product is annotated as F-box/LRR-repeat protein 7. Bases 436 to 1476 code for a protein of 346 amino acids. Gene Ontology annotation, molecular function: protein binding. Gene Ontology annotation, cellular component: SCF ubiquitin ligase complex. Gene Ontology annotation, biological process: SCF-dependent proteasomal ubiquitin-dependent protein catabolic process. The record is from RefSeq and is a predicted model, not a curated record. The transcript is spliced from 2 exons. Lineage: Eukaryota; Metazoa; Arthropoda; Insecta; Lepidoptera; Noctuidae.
AAAUACCUAGAUUGUACAAAAUACCAUGUCAAAUUGUUAAUCUAACGACGCAGUUAUAGAAUUUAAUUAAGACGAAUGUGAAAUAUAUGAAAUGAUUUGGCAUUUGUUAGUUUUUGAUAUUGAUCCAUUAUUAUUCCUCAAAAUAAAUUAUCUACGGUAGAUUAAUUAAUAGAGUACACUCGAAAUUAUUUGUAGGUAUUCCGUAAAUAUAAGUAGGUAGAUGCGUGGAUCCCCCCUCUGUUGUUACACGUGUGGAGAUUGUGGUGGGAGUCGGCAGCAAAAUACGCAAAAUAAUUACGAUCUGAGCCAAAUUUAGUAAAUGAAAUACUUACUUCAAAUGAUUUUCAUUUUAACGUUGUACCAGUGUAGUACAAGAUACUAAAUAAUUUGAUAAUAUUAUCCGAACCAAAGUGCAUAAUUCGAUCCGAUCCCACAAUGUUCAAGUCACAAAAUGGAUCUACACCACAUAACAUAAAUAUUCUACCAGAUGAGUUACUGAUAAAUAUUUUCCAAUACCUGUCGAUCGAGUCCAUACUGGAGUGUGAAAAAGUAUGCAGUCGAUGGAAGAAACUUAGUCGAGACCUCUCGCUUUGGCGGAACCUUGUUUUUGUAUACUCCGGGAAACCAGGACAGACAGAAAUAGGAGAGAAGAACUUAGAAAUCUUAGACACUCACCGCGAAUGCAUACGAUGUCUCAAACUGCAGUAUGUGUACAGUUACUCUGAGAUCAAAUCAAUCAUUGAUCAGUGCCCUAAUAUCAUAUCUCUGGAACUUGUAAUGUGCCGUAUAGGUAAAGAAUUUGAGCAGGAUAUCACGAAGUGGCCCGACCUGAGGAAGAUUAAUCUAAAGAAUUCACUAGUUUUAAUGAACAACGUUGAAGUAUUAGUUCCUUACGAUAAUUUUAAAUAUUUGAACUAUUUGUCUUUGUCAGACUUUGGUUUGCCGGUGGAAACGCGUGAUAGUUUGCUCAGAUGUAACUAUUUAACCCACAUUUUUAUAGAAAAGGUUAAAGACCUGACUUUAGAUUAUGUUAAAAAGUUGAUAGCGAAUAAAAUGAAGAUCCUUGUCGCCCUACACAUUUAUGGGGGUGACGCUGUAGACGACGAAUGUUUGCAGAUGUUGACUAAUUGUAAUUCGUUAAAAGAUCUCGCUAUAAUACGCUGUGAAAAUCUCACUGACGCAGGACUAAUCAAACUGACUAAUUUACAAAAAAUAGAACACAUACAAAUAUGGAACAAUACUGUUUUUACUGAAGAGAAUCUGAAGCGAACGUUAUCAAGUCCGAAUUUAAUUAAAGUAGAAAGUUUAAGUUUAUCAAGAAUAGGAAAUAUUUCGCCUGUGAUAGUCGAUGUGAUCUCUGAACAUUAUAAAAAUCUUAAGUUUCUCGCCCUGUAUCAGUGUCCCAAAAUAACAAACACUGAUUACGAAAAACAGUUGAAAUCGAAAUUUCGUAACAUAGAUGUUGUUUUGUAUUGAUAUGGGGUUGUAGGAAUUUUUUGUGUUUAUAUGUUCCGAGUUCUAGUAUUUAUUAUGAAUUAAAAAAAUCAUAAAAACCACAUAAGUAUAAUUCACUGUAUAAAUAAUGGCAUAAUUGUAUCAAAUAAUUACAAUUUUCAAUGCAAUAUGACAAAAAUAAGAUAAAACUUAUUGGAUAACAUAUCUUCUAGUCUUUUUGUUAAGAGAAUAACUUUUCUUAUUGGAAAGCAUUAUUUUAUCAACAAAUACAAAAUAAUAUGAAAGUGACCUUAUGUGCUCAUAUACAAAUAUAAUUUACUACUUUAUCAAAUGAACAUGAUUACAACAUCGAUGUUUCAUUCGGUGGCUAAUCUAUGGAAGUUCUUGUUUCUCCUAACGUGUACUUUAAUACAUUGAUCUAGGGUUAUUUGUGAUGUUAUAUAACAAUACAUUACCAUUACCUACAACGAACAAA